UUYAUUUUCAAGUUUUCUACUCCGCUAGUCAGCACCUCGCCUAAAUAGGUGUGCGUUUMUUUUUCUUCUAGAUCAUUUGAACCAUUAGCCUUGACUUUUGAUGUUGCAAUUUGGUCGAGAAAACGUGCAGUUUAUAUCGUUGSGAAAGUAAGACGUUUAAUGUAACUAUUGCUGUUUUGUCAUUCUUUKCAUUUUGAUAAACAAUUUACGUGCGUGGGAUGACUUCCAUCUACGAAGAGAAUGAUCCAAAUUCUUUGGCGCUUGUGGAAGGUCUUCGUCAAGAUAACAGUGAAGAGGAGUUGGACUUUUCCUACCUGUUUUUGUACAACCCAUCUGAGGAUGACUUUCGCGGGAAUGAAGACAACUCAGGGGUUCCCCCUCACGAUGGUCACAACCCUCCAUCUAUGGUGCCCUACCCUUGUGAGGACUGUUCCAGCUGUGCCCAUACAACCUCCCGUCAGUCCUCCUACUACCAUGGGCUUGUCACUGACUGCCUGUCUGGGCCUGGGUUUAACUCGCUGGAUCUCCCCUCCAGGCCAGAGGGUGCUCCCUCCCCCAGCCCCAGGAUUGAGAUCACCCCAUCUGUGGACCCUCACCGGACUCAGCCCCUGGAUGCCAGCCCCAGAUCGACGGCCCUGACUGUGUCUGGCUAUGAGAAUACAGCCUAUCGAGAGCCUCAGUGCCUAAGCCCUGCCAGCAGCAACUCCUCCACGGGCUGGCUGUCCGAGUCUUGCUCUCCCUGGGUCUCUCCUUGUGUAUCUCCCAGUGGUGAUGGGGGCGCGGUAGGCUUGACCACCUUGGACCACCUCCAAGGCAUCCACAUGUCCAUGGCUCACUCCUCCCCAGGGACCUCCCCGUGCACCAGCAUCACAGAGGAGACAUUCCUGGUACUGCAGAGUCAGCGGUCAUCCUCCCCCCACUCCCAUACCCACCCGCGCUCUCGCUCCGCCUCUCCUCAGGGCAAACGCACCUACGACCAGUACAGCGGCCCCAGCCUGGGGACCACCAGCCAGCAGCAGCGCUCCCGGAGCCUCAGCCCCUCACCCCACCACCCCCAACGACCCCRGGCCCAGGCUGACCCACAGGCCAAUGCCACUGAGCAGGCUCCCAGCCUUGAAGAGGUGUUGAGCAGCCUCAGCUCCAGCUUACCCAGGGCUGUGCCCUCCAAGAUAGUGCAGCCCAAUGUGGAGUUCUACACGUACAGAGAGAGCCAGGGGGAUGGCUAUGUGCACCCCAUGGAGCAGGGGAGGAGAGGCAAAGCUGGGGCUGAGACCUACAUCCUCCCUACAUCUGUCUGGCCAGUUCCACUAGCCCACGGAGCAAUCAGUAGCAUUCCUGUGCCAUCUCUGCCCCCUCUAGAUUUGCAAUUGCCCAGUCACUCAGACAAAUAUGAGCUCUGUCUGGAGCAGCAGCCUAAACAGCACCACCGUGCCCACUAUGAGACAGAGGGCAGCAGGGGAGCAGUCAAAGCACCUGGCGGAGGACACACUGUGGUUCAGCUUCAUGGGUACAGAGGCAAAGCUCCACUGGGUCUGCUGGUGUUCAUCGGAACAGCUGACAAGAGGCUCCUCAAGCCCCAUGCCUUCUACCAAGUGCACCGCAUCAYGGGGAAAACCGUCACCACCCCUAGCAACGAGAUCAUGGUCAAUGGCACCAAGGUCCUGGAGAUCCCUCUGGAGCCCAAGAACAACAUGAGAGCAGUGAUUGACUGUGCUGGGAUCCUAAAGCUGAGGAACGCUGACAUUGAGCUGAGGACAGGAGAGACAGACAUCGGACGGAAGAAUACCUGUGUCCGUCUGGUCUUCCGGGUCCAUAUUCCCCAUCCAGGAGGACAGUAUGUCUCUCUCCAAGUGGCCUCCCUUCCCAUCGAGUGUUCCCAGAGGUCGGCCCACCAGCUACCCACUGUAGAGAGUCAGGACGUGGACCGCUGCUCGGUUCUAGGGGGACAGCAGAUGAUACUGACCGGACAGAACUUCACCUCUUAUUCCAAGGUGGUGUUCACGAAGAAUACACCUGAUGGGCUGCAGAUUUGGGAAGUGGAAGCAUCAGUAGACCGAGACAAAAGCCAAUCAAGCAUGCUGUGUGUCGAGAUCCCUCCAUAUCGAGAUCACACCAUUUAUCACGCGGCUAAAGUUAUCUUCUAUGUGAUCAACGGGAGGAGGAAACGCAGUCAGGCGCAGCACUUCACCUACACUCCUUUAACAGUUCCCGCCAUUAAAACGGAACCCAUAGAUGACUUCCAGUUUAGCCAGCUGGGUUGUACUGUGUCCAAGGUCCUAGGAGUGUCACCCAAGUCCUACCACGACACCCCCAGUAGCCACUUUACCCCUAAUAGCCACRAGGCUGGCUUGACAACCUUAGCAUCCUGCCAGCAGGCGAGCCACCACGACUCCAUUGUCAGAUUGUCAGYCUAUCAACAACAAGACCCAUCUGUCUAUUACMCCAGUAAAAUCAGAAGCCUGGGCAGYAGCCCUGUUCUGUAUCAAGAUAUGAACCACCACCACCCAGUGAUGAUCCACUAUGGCUCCCCAUCUCAGAUGUCCUAUAUCGGUAGCCAGCACUACUCCACCCUAUACUCCCAACCUUUCAACCCCUCUCACUCUGCCACCAAUCAGCGAGUUGUCAACGUUGCGGUCCCAUUGGCCCAACACCAGCAUGUCACCAUGGUGGGUGAUGGGUACCGGGCUGCAGCUUCAUCAUGGAAGGUUGGUGCCUCGACAGAGGCUUGUUCAUCAGAAGGCCAGUGCCAGAACUUCAUGCAGAUGGGGGUGCCAGUCUUGGGCACGUCUCCACGACUACCACCACGACAUAGCUCUACCCUGGCCCAGAGGGGUCCAAUAACGGGGAGCCAGAGUGGGCCAGUCCUGGAGAAGGUGAUGGUCAAGCAAGAAAACCUGAACCAAGCCUAUCUGGAUGAUGUGAAUGACAUCAUAAAGAAUCAUCUGACUGUCCACAGUAAAGAGCAGUCGUAGAAGAGCCAGGAGAAUCCAUAUUGUGACUAAAUGCCAUGAGGGAAUUGUCUGAUUGGCCCCACCAUGACCUCAACUUCGUAUUUUUUUAUAUGCAGAGUUAGGGGUAUGCAGUGCCUGAUAUCAUGGGUUAUCUUUUUAAACGGUUUAAUUAUUUUAGCAUGUGUAUCAUGUAUGUGGCCUCAAUGUACAGUAGACUGAUUUUUUUCAUUGUAAAUAGAAACAUCUUUAUGAAAAUCUCUGUAUUUACUACAAUAUAGAAAAGACCAGAAUAUGAUUGAGACUGUAGUGUCACAUUUUUAAGGCUUCUCUGUCAUGUUGGCAAUCUAAUUAAAUUGUUCUGUUAUUUUAUUUUUAUUUGCCAUUAAAAUACAGAUUUAAAAUC
This is a messenger RNA of Salvelinus sp. IW2-2015, 3354 nucleotides long. Its product is annotated as nuclear factor of activated T-cells, cytoplasmic 2. Lineage: Eukaryota; Metazoa; Chordata; Actinopteri; Salmoniformes; Salmonidae. Gene Ontology annotation, biological process: cytokine production; calcineurin-NFAT signaling cascade; regulation of transcription by RNA polymerase II. The record is from RefSeq and is a predicted model, not a curated record. Gene Ontology annotation, molecular function: transcription factor binding; RNA polymerase II cis-regulatory region sequence-specific DNA binding; DNA-binding transcription factor activity, RNA polymerase II-specific. Gene Ontology annotation, cellular component: transcription regulator complex.